Messenger RNA from Coregonus clupeaformis (lake whitefish), 2411 nucleotides. RefSeq names its product T-complex protein 1 subunit gamma. Bases 80 to 1702 code for a protein of 540 amino acids. NCBI's taxonomy places the organism in Eukaryota, Metazoa, Chordata, Actinopteri, Salmoniformes, Salmonidae. Gene Ontology annotation, biological process: protein folding. Gene Ontology annotation, molecular function: ATP hydrolysis activity; ATP-dependent protein folding chaperone; ATP binding. Gene Ontology annotation, cellular component: chaperonin-containing T-complex. The transcript has 14 exons. The record is from RefSeq and is a predicted model, not a curated record.
AAGAUACUGGAAGUAAACCGCCUCCGAUGUGGAGUUUUUUCCUCUCGUGUUGCCCAGAAGGUUCCAGACCGUUGUCAAAAUGAUGGGCCAACAGGUUCUCGUGCUGAGCCAGAAUAUGAAGAGGGAGUCUGGACGGAAGGUUCAGACUGGAAAUAUCAGUGCAGCCAAGACGAUCGCAGACGUCAUCAGAACAUGCCUGGGACCGAGGGCCAUGAUGAAGAUGCUGUUGGACCCCAUGGGUGGGAUCGUGAUGACCAAUGAUGGUAACGCUAUCCUGAGAGAGAUCCAGGUCCAGCACCCGGCUGCCAAGUCCAUGAUUGAGAUCAGCCGCACUCAGGACGAGGAGGUGGGAGACGGCACCACCUCUGUCAUCAUCCUGGCGGGUGAGAUGCUGUCAGUGUCAGAGCAGUUCCUGGAGCAGCAGAUGCACCCGACAGUUGUCAUCAGCGCCUACAGACAAGCCCUGGAUGAUAUGCUCAACCUUCUCAAAGAAAUCAGCACCCCAGUGGACGUGAGCGACAGGGAGAUGAUGCUGAAGAUCAUCAACUCUGCCAUCAACACCAAGGCCCUGAGCCGCUGGUCUGACAUGGCCUGCAGCAUCGCACUGGACGCUGUCAAAACUGUGGAGAUGGAGGAGAACGGACGCAAGGAGAUCGACAUCAAGAAGUAUGCCAAAGUAGAAAAGGUUCCUGGUGGGAUCAUCGAGGACUCGUGUGUGCUGAGAGGUGUGAUGGUAAACAAGGACGUGACUCACCCGCGCAUGCGCAGAAUGAUCAAGGAUCCCCGCAUUAUCCUGUUGGACUGCUCCCUGGAGUACAAGAAGGGAGAGAGCCAGACUGAUAUUGAGAUCACUCGUGAGGAGGACUUUGCCCGCAUCCUGCAGAUGGAGGAGGAGUACAUCCAGCAGAUCUGUGAAGACAUCAUCCGCCUCAAGCCAGACCUCAUCUUCACAGAGAAGGGCAUCUCCGACUUGGCUCAGCAUUACCUGAUGAAGGCUAACAUCACGGCUAUUCGCCGUGUCAGAAAGACCGACAACAACCGGAUCGCCCGAGCGUGUGGUGCACGUAUUGCCAGCCGUACGGAUGAGCUGCGCGAGGAGGACGUGGGCCUGGGGGCGGGCCUGUUUGAGAUCAAGAAGAUUGGAGACGAGUACUUCACCUUCGUCACAGAGUGCAAAGACCCCAAAGCCUGCACCAUCUUGCUGAGAGGAGCCAGCAAGGAAAUCCUGGCGGAGGUGGAGCGUAACCUGCAGGAUGCCAUGCAGGUGACCCGCAACGUGCUGCUGGAGCCCAGCCUGCUGCCUGGCGGCGGCGCUGCCGAGAUGGCCGUGUCCCAGCGGCUGAUGGAGCGAUCCAAGUCCCUUACUGGCGUGGAGCAAUGGCCCUACCGUGCCCUUGCCCAGGCCCUGGAAGUCAUCCCCCGCACCCUCAUCCAGAACUGUGGCGCCUCCACAAUCCGUGUGCUCACCUCCCUCAGGGCCAAGCACACCCAGGAGGGCUGUGUGUCGUGGGGGGUGAACGGAGAGACUGGCACCCUGGCUGAUAUGACCGCCCUGGGCAUCUGGGAGCCGCUGGCCGUCAAGGCUCAGACCUAUAAGACCGCAGUAGAGACGGCCAUCUUGUUGCUGCGCAUCGACGACAUUGUCUCCGGACACAAGAAGAAGGGAGACGAGCAGACAGGAGGAGGACAGGGUGCUGAGUAGAGGGGAAGAAGAGAAGGAUUGGGAACCAGGAGGAGGAAGAGGGUAAUGGAGGAAAAGGCAAUCGGAGCUGUGACAACACUGUUCUAUAAACCACUCACUCAGAUGUGACAUUUGUUAUGGACACUCUAAGCAGACUGUGAUAGGGUUGUUGCAUGUAAUACAUAUGAAUAUAUUGGAUUCGGUAUCAAGGCACCCCAGUUAGCUUCAGUCAGUGUGUGUGUUUGUGCAGUAUUUAUGACAGUAAGUAAGAUGACUGAAUAUGUUCUCCUGGGACCAAGGUUUACCUCAGCUAGUCACUCUGUAGGUAUUUAUUUGUAUGGAAAAACUCCUUUGUGUGACAUUAGUUGAAGAACGGUUGCCAAUGGAUAGUGACCAAAUCAAGUGACCGACAAGUCAUUUGAAUGAACUACUAAAGCGCUGUGAUACUUUUUAAAAAUGGUAUACUUUGCAAAUGAUUUAUAGCCCGCGAUGUCCACUUCUGAAGGUCCUUUUUAAAUGUUUAAAUUCUACAUUCUAUGGAUUGUAUCCUAUCACAUUUGAAUUAAUGAUAAUGCUUUCUCUCUAAGAAAUGGUUGGAGUUGUUAGAUUGGCACGGUCAUUCUGAUUCUGAAUCCUGUUACUCCACCUGAACAUGUCCCUCCAUUUCCCUUUGCCUGGGGCUGCUACCUGUGAUUAGCAUCAACCUCAAUAAAAUUGGAUACAAAUGGCA